Messenger RNA from Paramecium pentaurelia, 2104 nucleotides. The record is from the annotation of a GenBank genome assembly. Lineage: Eukaryota; Ciliophora; Oligohymenophorea; Peniculida; Parameciidae.
AUGAAUUAAGAAGAAAAGUAAAAUGAAAACAAAGAACCAGAAGUAAAGGAUAACGUAGAAGAGUUUGGUAUGAAGGUGUUAUCUGCAGGUUAGAUAUUAUAUAAAUGCUUUAGAGGAAUAAAAAAAGAUCAUGUUAUAAAUUAGUGAAGAAGAAUCAUUCAAUAUAAAUAAUUUAUAAUAAAGAGAGGAUGAUGCUGUUUUUAUUGAAGAUGAACCAGAAAAAGCUUUGGCCAAGCUUUUGAGUAUUCAUUAGUAAAAUUUUCAGGAAAGGUAAUAUAAAUUAUUCUUCGAAUAUGUUUAUAGAUAAGCUUAUGCUAGACAUUUAGCUGAAUUAAUAAUAAUGAUAGGGAAUGAAGCCUAAUAAUAAUUGACUUAGAUUAUAAAUUAAUUAAUUAGUGAUAGUGACGAAAUAAAGAAGAUUCUGAUCCAUUAACUAAAUUUAUUAAUAGAUCAUAUAGAUGUAUCUAUAAUUAAACAACAUAUAUUACCAGCAUCAAUGUAAUUAAUAAAAUAUCAUAAUUUUGACAUCUAAUCUGAUGUUUAAAAAUAAAUAUCUAGAAUAGCUUAGAAACUUUCUAAUGAAGAAAUAAAUGAAUUAAUAUUAAAUGAUUUAAUUCUAAUGGCACAUGAUGAAUCAAAUGAAGAGAAUAAAAUGGUAGCUUUGUAAUUUUUUGGUUCUUAUGCUCAUAUUGCAAAUUAAUAAUUCUUAGAGUCAUUCAUUUCAAUAGAAUUUAUUAAUGCAGGUGAGGAUAUAAGUGUUAGAGUAAGAAAGGAAUCUCUUUAAUAAUUACCAUAAAUUGCAAAGUCAGUAAGACCUGAAUUUUUUGUGUCCAAAUUACUUCCUUAUUAUCUUUAGUACAUCUAAAAUUAAAUUAUCUUAAUAGAAAAUCUGAAGAUAAGUCAUCUUGGCAUAUACGUAAAGCAUGUGUAGAGAUUAUUGUGAAAUUAGCUGAGAUAGCUCCAAAAUAAGUUAAAUAAAAUGAAUUAUCUAAUAAAAUGGUUGAAUUCCUAAAGUAUUAUAUAGAUAUUUAAAUAGGGAUUCAAAUAAAUGGGUAAAAGCAUCUGCAUUUUCACUUCUUGGAUAAUUUAUUCAUACAUUACAUGAUUGUAAUUAAAAAAAUGAAUAGUUAUUAAAUGAAUAUUGCAGAUCAUUAAAUAAAGAUGUUUGUGAAUAUUUUUCAUCUGAUUAAGAAAUCUAUGAUGCUUGUGCAGCAACUUUUCAUUAUGUUGUAGAAAUAUAUGGAUAAGAGAAAUGGCCAAAUCUAUUAAAAUUAUUAUAAAGUUUAGUAAAAAAUAAGGGAGUAAGAAAAGUGUUGGCAGAAAAUUUAUAUAUAAUUGCUAAAUCAUGUGGUCCAAGAUAUGCUGAAAAAGAUUUAGUGAUCAUUUUAGAUUCAUUUUUAAAAGAUUUAAAUGAUGAAGUUAAAUAUGCAGCAGCAAAAAAUUUAUGGGAAUUUAUUAAAAUAUUUGAUGAAGAAAAAAGAGAUAAUUUAUUAGAUGUUGUUUUAAUUAUAUAAGUAAUAUUAAAUUAUAAAUAUUUAUAGAGAGAUUAAAAGAAAUGGAGAAUACGUCAUCUUAUAGCUAAAUAAAUUAAGCAUUUGGUACCUUUAUAUAGUGUAGAUAACAUAUUUCAAAUCAUAGUACCAAUUACAUUGAAAUUAUGUAAUGAUAUUGUAGCAGUUGUAAGAAAAUAAGCAGCAAAAGAAAUGCAUUCUAUUUUGUAAUCUUUGAAUACAGAAGAUGAAACAAGUUAAAUUUAUUAUUAAUGUUUAAUUGAAAAUAUCAAAGCUUAUGGAAUCAGUCAUCGUUUUAAUCAGAGAUAAGCGUAUAUAUCUUAUUCUUUAUUAUUAGAUUUGCUUAUAUGUGUUCAAAAUUAAUAACCCUCAAAGAAUUUGAAUCUACUUUCUUGGAAUAAUUUGUAUCUCUCAGUUUGGAUCCUGUAAAAAAUGUUAGAAUCACAGUAGCUCUUAUUGUUUAAAAACGAUUUAAAUAAGGUAUUUAAAUAUAUAUUAUUUUAGGACAUCUCAAAGAUAAUCAGAAAAUAUUGUAAAUGAUACAAAAUCUGAAAACACAUAAGGAUAGAGAAGUGCUAAAAAUUUUGGACUGA